Molecule: messenger RNA, 1016 nt
Organism: Oryctolagus cuniculus (rabbit)
Lineage: Eukaryota; Metazoa; Chordata; Mammalia; Lagomorpha; Leporidae
Product: double homeobox protein A
Biological process (GO): regulation of transcription by RNA polymerase II
Cellular component (GO): nucleus
Molecular function (GO): RNA polymerase II transcription regulatory region sequence-specific DNA binding; DNA-binding transcription factor activity, RNA polymerase II-specific
Source: RefSeq, a predicted model, not a curated record
UCCUGGGAUUGCCUUCCUUCGCCUGCUGGGCUCCAGCAGCAGUGUCUGCAAUUGUCUUCCAACAUGGCCGAAGACAACUGUUCAAACCAGAAUCUAUCAAAGAAUAAUCCCCGCAGUCGUACAAGAUUCACAGAAGAGCAACUGAAAAUCCUCAUCAACGUCUUCAACCAAAAGCCAUACCCUGGUUACGCUACCAAACAGAAGCUUGCUUUGGACUUCAACAUCGAAGAGUCAAGAAUCCAACAUUGGUUCCAGAAUCGAAGAGCACGAUACCCACUCCAGAAAAGACCAGAGCUUAAGGAAGCUUCAGACUCAAGCCAAGGCCAUGGAGAAGACUGUCCUCAAGAGCAAGUUCAAAAUCUCUCUACUGUACAAAGAGAACCCAGACGGUGUCGUAUCAACUACAGCCCCUCUCAACUGCACACCCUCAUCAAGGCAUUUACGGAAAACCCUUACCCGGGAAUUGAUUGCAGAGAACAACUUGCCAAAGAAACCGGAGUUUCUGAGUCAAGAAUUCAAACUUGGUUUCAAAACCGGCGAAACAGAUUCAAUAGGCAAAGAAAAAUAAAGUCUGAUGAGGAAGACCAGGGAGAAGAGCACUGAGGUUGCUUCAAGUCUUUCAAGAAAUCUACCUGUUCCCUGAGACUUCCAGACAAACCUUCAAAAAAUGGUAAACAGGACUUCACGAGGCAAAUACAAGAGAAGCCACACAGCCCGACUGACCUAUCCUGGUUUCAAAAGUCAUCAGACAUUGGGACAAUGAAAACGAAUCUAACAGGAGCCAGUGUUGCAGUGCCGCGGUUAAGCCACUGUGAUGCCACCAUCCCAUAAGAACACCAGUUCAAGACCCAGCUGCUCCGCUUCUGAUUCAGCUUCCUGCUGAUGUGCCGGGACAGCAGCAGCAGAUGAUCCAAGUACUCGGGCUCCUUCCAUCCGGAUGGGACACUCAGAUGCAGUUCCUGGCUCCUGGCUUUGGCCUGAUCCAGUCUAGGCCAUUGUAGCCAUUUGGGGAGACA